Molecule: messenger RNA, 906 nt
Organism: Pestalotiopsis fici W106-1
Lineage: Eukaryota; Fungi; Ascomycota; Sordariomycetes; Amphisphaeriales; Sporocadaceae
Exons: 3
Coding region: 1-906 (301 amino acids)
Biological process (GO): DNA-templated transcription; transcription elongation by RNA polymerase I; transcription antitermination
Cellular component (GO): nucleus
Molecular function (GO): zinc ion binding; RNA polymerase II transcription regulatory region sequence-specific DNA binding
Source: RefSeq, a predicted model, not a curated record
AUGCCGAUGGAUGCGCGCGAACUGUCGCAGCGCGUCAAGACGCUGACCUCCUCGCUCGGCAAGAAUGACCCUGCCGCCGACAUCAUCGCACAGCUGGAGUUGAUCAAGAAGGAGCCUGCGCCCACUGAGGAAAUCUUGCGCAGCACCAAGGCUGGUGUGGUGAUUGCGAAGCUCAACAAGAACCCGAACAAGGACAUUGCCAAGCUCGCCUCCGAUAUCGUGCUUAAGUGGCGCAAGAGCGUCGAGGCAGAGAAGAAAGCCCGCGCAAACAAGGGUCAGCCGUCACCAUCGCCCGCUCCCGCCACCAAGCCUGCAUCGCCAGCGUCCAAGUUGUCUGCUGGUGCAGGAAGGAAGUUUGAGGGCGAUCUCGAGAAGCGUGACUUCCGCAGAGAGGGUGUCGACAAGAAUCGAACUGGCAACGCAGAGCGCGACAACGUUAUUGGCCUCCUCUGGAAUGGUCUCGCCUACCGUUGCGACGAGUCGGCCGACUUUGUGCUUCAGCGCGCCCUCGAGGUCGAGAAUGCGCUCUACAAACUCUUCAACGGAACCCCUAUGGGAUACAAGGAGAAGUGUCGCUCUCUGUUUUCGAAUUUGAAGGGCAAGACCAAUGCCGAGCUCGGCCAAAGCGUCAUGUCGGGCAACAUCUCAGCUGAGCGAUUUGUCCGCAUGUCGAGUCAAGAGCUCAUGUCGGCCGAACAGCGCAAGAUCACCGCCGAGCUUGAAAAGGAGAACAUGAACAAGGCACAGGUUCCCAUGGCCGAGAAGAGCAUCAGCGAGGAGCUUACAUGCGGCAAUUGCAAGCAGAAGAAGGUCAGCUACUCGCAAGCACAAACACGAAGUGCUGAUGAACCGAUGACCACUUUCUGCGAAUGCAUGAACUGUGGAAAGCGUUGGAAGUUCUCGUAG